Molecule: messenger RNA, 1869 nt
Organism: Paramecium sonneborni
Lineage: Eukaryota; Ciliophora; Oligohymenophorea; Peniculida; Parameciidae
Source: the annotation of a GenBank genome assembly
AUGCCAAAGAUAUUUGAAAACAUUUCUAAAGCUUUCUUAAAAUUGAAAAAUGAAUUUGCGUAUCAGUUAGACAUAUUUGGUCAACUUCCUAGUUUUACAGUUCUUAAUAGAAGUAAAUACACAUCAAAAUUGGGAUUUUUAUUGUCCCUUUUGAUAGGAACUUUAAGUGCCUACUAUUUGAUAAUAGAAAUCACAUCGAUGAUUUCUAAAUCAAAGCCUUCAAUAUAUUAAACAGAAGUAUAAGUGAUUGAAACAGAUGUAAAAUUUGUAAUUAAUAACAUAGUCAUAUUAUCUUAACGAUCAGAAUUUCACACUAGCGAUAUCGAUUGCUAACCGCUUUUCUUAACCAUUAAUAGGAAUAAAUAAAUACUUUAACUUAAACGUUAGUCAGUGCACUAGAGAAAGGAUUAGAGAUUAGAUAACAGGAAAUUUAACAGUGACAUUGAAGUAUAAAAAUUUAUAAUUAAGAUGUGUUGAAAUGCCAAUAGAGCCUUGUAAUAUGUCUCAUUUUACUACAGAUUUAUAAAAAGAAUAUUUUAAGACAAUAAGAUUUGGAGGAGUUUAAUGUAUUAAUAGAGAUUAUUUAAAGAUGAAUCCCCCAGUAUAAAAUAUUUUAUAAUUUUUAGGUUUUAAAGGGUUAAUUCAAUGCUUUAGAAUAUAAAUAUUUGUAUAUACAAUUUACAACUUGCAAAAAUACCACAAAUUAGUAAAACUGUGCUCCUUAAGAAGAAAUAGAUGAUGUCUUAUAAGCUGGUCAUUAUAAUGUGUAUAAAACGGAUUAUUUAUCAUAACUUGAUCAUCCUGGAUAACCAUAUAAAUAGAUAAUAACUAAUGAAUUUACUGGGUUUUCAUCAAGCACAUCAAAAACGAUUGUAUAAUAGUAUAGAAUAAUACAAACUAAAACAGAUGAGGGAUUGAUUUGGGAAGAAGAAAAUAUUUAACGUAAUAUUUAAUAAACAGAAUGGAGAGAAAUAUCAGACUUUUAUAAUUAAUAAUAUUUAGUUCUUCAUAUUGUUAGAUUAGAUUUUAAGUAGACAAAUAACUUAAGAACAUAUAUUAAAUUAUAAACUAUUUUAGCAAAAUUAGGAGGAAUAUUGUAAAUAUUUAUAAUGUUUGUUGCCAUUAUUUCAAAACCAAUAAUUGAAAAUUUGAUGAAGUUAGAAAUAGCUAAUUCUCUCUUUCGAUUUGAUUAAUUAGAGAAAGAGGUAUAAACUUAAACAAAAACUUAAGUAAUAUAGACAGAAAGAGAAUUUUAGUCACCUAUGAAUAUCGAGAAUAAACAGAAUGAAAUUUUAAAUAAUCGUAAGAAUUAAAAGCUUAAUAAUUCAUUUAUUGAUACAUUUUUAAUUAUAUUUGGAUUAUAGAAGGAGAAAAAUUAAUAAUUUUUGAAGGCCAAAAAAAAAAUAAUAAAAAAUUUAGAUAUUGUAACCAUUUUGAAAAGAUUAUAAGAGAUUGAUCUUUUGAAGAAAAUCUUAUUUACUAAAGAGUAGAUUGAAAUUUUAAAAAAUUUACCACCACCUUUAAUUAAUUCAAAAGCCGUAGUUUGUUAAAGAUUAACAGAAGUAGAUUUAGAAAAAGAUAAUAAAACAAAUAUAUCUCCUCUACAAUGUUAAUAAAUUAAAUAUACUUAAUCUCCAUUCAUACCAAAAUUAAUUCCAGCUUUAUCGAAAUCAUAUAUUGAUAACCAAUUAUAAUAGUAUUUAGAUAAUUGUAAUGUAAUUUAAUUGUUUAAUAUAAAAGGAUUAAUCUAAAAACAAAGGUAGAUUUUCAAACAGUAUAUUAAGAAGUCCUUGUACUCCUGCAUCAAACAUUCAAUUAUACAAAUGUGAUGAAAUAGAUGAGCCAACUCCUUAAAAACCAAAAAAAUGA